AUAAAGGGCACAAACCUGCUAUUCUUGCCAUCGACCCAUCAAGUCAGAAAACCAAAGGAAGCAUCUUGGGUGAUAAAACAAGGAUGGAGAGUUUGUCAUCUCAUCCACAAGCUUUUAUAAGACCUUCUGCGACUAAUAAUGUGCUAGGAGGUACAGCAGCAGUAACCAAAGAAACCAUUCAAAUUUGUGAGUCAGCUGGUUACGACAUCAUCAUCGUAGAGACCGUAGGUGUA
Darwinula stevensoni is the source of this 233-nucleotide messenger RNA. The record is from the annotation of a GenBank genome assembly. Lineage: Eukaryota; Metazoa; Arthropoda; Ostracoda; Podocopida; Darwinulidae.